AUGCCGCUAAUCCAAUGCUCCCCGCGCGUCCUCCUCCUCCGCUGCCAACGCUUCACGCCGCACCACCCAUUCCCCGCUUCCACUUUGGCCCUCCCCGUCCGCCGCUCCACCGCCCUCCGGGCCGAGCCGGAGCCCCAGCCGCAGCCGUCCACUUCCACUGCCGAGCCGCCGGGCACCUACGACGACAGCGGGGACGGCCCCGUGGAAAUCCGCGCCCCGACGCUGUUCUCCGUCGACGACAACCCCACCCCGCUGCAGGUCGCCACGAGCGUCAUGCUCACCGGUGCCAUCUCCGUCUUCCUCUUCCGCUCCCUCCGCCGCCGCGCUCGCCGCGCCAAGGAGCUCAGGGUGCGGUCCGGUGGGAUGAAGAAGCCCAGGAACCUGAGCGAGGAGGCCCUGGAGGCGCUGAGGAUGGUGAGCACCUCGCCGGUGGAGACUAAUAAACCGCCGUCGCCCGUGCAGGCGCUGCUCGGGGGAAUUGCGGCCGGGGUCAUCGCGCUGUUCCUGUACAAGUUCGCUAGCACCGUCGAGGCCUCGCUCAACCGGCAGACCAUCUCCGACAAUUUCUCGGUUCGCCAGAUAACAGUAACAAUAAGAACAAUUAUAAAUGGGCUGUGCUACCUAGCAACAUUUGUGUUUGGAAUCAACGGGGUGGGAUUGAUACUCUAUUCCCUCCAGCUUACUUUUAACUCUCUCAUGGACGAUGACUCUAGCAGCUCAUCCGUAGAGAAAAUCAGCGAGCAAUCCAGCACAAUGGCUUCAUCUAGUAGCUCCACAAGUGACAGCGUAUCGGACAGUAGUGACUUGCAGCAGAUCUCGGACAAGAGUAAAAACUCAUCGGAGUAG
This is a messenger RNA of Triticum turgidum subsp. durum (durum wheat), 846 nucleotides long. NCBI's taxonomy places the organism in Eukaryota, Viridiplantae, Streptophyta, Magnoliopsida, Poales, Poaceae. The record is from the annotation of a GenBank genome assembly.